UACAGCAGAUACAGGAGUGUCAAUUGAUUGUUUGUUCUUGAAGUCAUGUCCUGCACCUAGGAACCCUCACAGAACCUUCACACGGCAUUCAUUCCACCUGGCAGAAGCACUCGGACAGGAAAAGAUGUCUGGAGAUAUCUUUUCCCCUUUGGAUAAUCUCUAUGACCUGGAGAGUGCCAACUGCCAUCCUCUGGUGUGCCACUUGUGCCAAGAACAGUAUGAGCAUCCAUGUCUACUGGACUGUUACCAUACAUUCUGUGUCAGCUGCCUGCGUGGAAGGGCCGUGGACAGCCGACUGACUUGCCCUCUCUGUGGACAUCAGUCUGUUGUGAAAGGAAUAAAUGCACUUCCCCCAGAGGAUCGACUCCUGAAGUUCUUGGUGGACAGUUCAGCAGACAGUGAGGAAACUGUGCAGUGUGCCAACUGUGAUUUGGAGUGCAAGAAACAGGAUGUGGAUGCAAUGUAUUAUUGCAACACUUGUUGCCAGCCACUGUGUCAAGACUGCAGGGAAACCACCCACAAAGCCAAGAUGUUUUCCUGCCACGAGAUUGUCUCCUUGGCAAAGCGCACCAAAGAAGCCCACAAAAAAUGUGCCCUCCAUGAGGAACUCUACAUCAUGUUUUCAACGGAGAAAAAGUCCAUGCUCUGCAUCAACUGCUUCAGAGACAUGCAAGUGGAGAGCAGAGCACACUGCAUUGAUAUUGAGACAGCAUAUAUACAAGGCUGUGAAAAAUUGGACCAAGCCGUCUUAGCUGUUAAGGAGCUUCAGACGUCAGCGCGAGAAGCCAUUACUCUGCUCAAAGCCAUGAUUGGAGAGGUCAGGGCCAACGUGGAUGAAGAAGAGAGCUUCAUCUCCACUCUGUUCAAUAAUAUGCAGGAAAGACUAGCAGAAAGAAAAAAGGUUCUACUCAAGGCAGCACGAAGUCAGCAUGAGGAGAAGGAGAGAGCCUUCAAAGAGCAGUUAUCUCAUCUUGCAGCGCUCCUGCCAACUCUCCAGGUUCAUCUUGUCACUUCGGCCUUCCUAAGCUCAGCGAAUAAGUUUGAGUUCUUGGACAUGGGAUAUCAGUUAAUGGAGAGACUAAAGAAGAUUGUGAAACUACCACACAGACUGAGACCAGCACAGAGCAGUAAGAUAAACACAGAGUAUCGCUCCGAGUUCGCUCGCUGCCUGGAGCCACUCUUGCUGUUGGGGCAGCGACGUUCAGUGUCCACUACAGGGAGUGUGGCUUUAGGUCUGGGAAACGCCAGUGGACUCAUGCAAUCAUAUCUGUCAGUGCAGUGUCACUCUCCAGCCAUGAGUGACAUGUCACUGUGUUCCUCGGUGGUGCGCAGGCCGACUUCACACCGUUACAUCAGCACCAAGGUCCUGCUGGCGGAGGGUGGAGAGACGCCAUUUAUGGAGCACUGCUGCAACUACGAGAACAGCUACAGGACUUUACAGACAGAAAUCCAGAAGCUCAAAGACCAGGUGCAGGAGAUUCACAGAGACCUGACAAAGCACCAUUCACUCAGCAAACCUGACACCAUGAAUGAGAUUUUGGAGAGGUCUGUUCAGGUGGACAGACAGAUGUCAUCAGAGUACUCCUCAGUCGAGCUCAUGCGGGCCAUGUUCGAGGAGAUUUGGGAGGAGACAUUACAAAGGGUGGCAAAUGAACAGGAGAUUUAUGAAGCACAACUUCAUGACCUCCUUCAGUUAAAACAGGAGAACUCCUUUUUGACCACUAUUUCCAGACAAAUAGGCCCCUACAUUGGCUCCAUAGCAAAAGUGAAAGAGCGUCUCGAGCCCAGGUACUGGAGAUGUCUCAUUAAUGAGCUGUCCUGUAACACGGAGGACAACUGGACUCUAAACAGCCUAUCAGAAGAGACCGAUCCCAAGAACAAGGAUUACUACAGGCCAAACAAGCAGAAGAACACCACUGAUACAGCCAAUCGCAAAGAGAUACCAAUGUGAAACUGCUUUUAUG
Sinocyclocheilus anshuiensis is the source of this 1964-nucleotide messenger RNA. Its product is annotated as RING finger protein 207-like. Gene Ontology annotation, cellular component: perinuclear region of cytoplasm. Gene Ontology annotation, molecular function: zinc ion binding; Hsp70 protein binding; transmembrane transporter binding. Gene Ontology annotation, biological process: regulation of heart looping; regulation of cardiac muscle contraction. NCBI's taxonomy places the organism in Eukaryota, Metazoa, Chordata, Actinopteri, Cypriniformes, Cyprinidae. The record is from RefSeq and is a predicted model, not a curated record.